AUGGACUUAGUUUAUCGCGCAACUUGCAGAACCCAACUGACCAAACUCUGCAAUGCGGCAGAAGGCCAAUUAAGGGCUGCUGCAGAAGGUGAAGUCGAUAAUUUGGUGGACGCCCUUAAUAAUUAUCUUGAGCGUAUAAAAAACGUUCACGAAAAAUUAAAAAGGGUAGAUGAAGCGACAUUAGCAGUCCUUGGCGAUGACGAAAAAGAAAGGGAGCUGGAAACGGUAUUUGAGUAUGACGACAAAGCUGUAAGCAUUAUAGCGAAACUGGAAUUUAAAUUACAGCGUUUGUCAGCAGCGGAUUCUCGAAAGAUCCAAGAAUCGGCCAAUGGCGGUGAGCAUGCCGAUUAUCGAGGAGCAAAACUAAAGCCGAUGGAGCUCAAGAAAUUUGAUGGAAAAUUGGAAAACUGGUUACUCUUCUGGGAACAAUAUAAGCACGCUAUACACGAAAAUCCAAAAUUGGACGUAGCCUCGAAAUUUAACUACUUAUGCGAAGCCCUCGUAGGUAAGGCAGCAUCGACUAUAGCGGGAUUUAUGCCAACGGAGAAUUGCUACAAAGAUGCAAUUCAACUUCUGCUUGAAGAAUACGGCGACAAAGACAAAAUGAUCGAGAAGUAUAUACAAAAGAUUCUGAGCGUAAAAAUGGUACAUUCAGCGAGUGAUGUGAAAGGUUUGCGGUUCUUGUAUAAUGAAACAACAUCCACAAUGAGAUCGCUCACUGCAUUGGAAGUUCCCUCGUCGCAGUACAACAUAAUGGUAAACUCCGUUCUUCUGAAAGCUAUACCUGCGGAGUUGCGCAUUGAGUUUCAUAAAUCAAAAGGGAGAGCCUCAAAUAAGCUUUUGAACUCUACAGUUAUCGACAAAGAGCAAGAGAGUGCCGUUGAUAGUGAGCAAAUAACAAAGUUGCUGGAGUUUAUAAAACUGGAAGUUGAAGCGCUGGAAAAAGCCAGAAGCAGAAAACAAAAGGAGCGACGCAGAGCGUAA
Molecule: messenger RNA, 984 nt
Organism: Rhagoletis zephyria (snowberry fruit fly)
Lineage: Eukaryota; Metazoa; Arthropoda; Insecta; Diptera; Tephritidae
Source: RefSeq, a predicted model, not a curated record